Caenorhabditis sp. 36 PRJEB53466 is the source of this 8665-nucleotide messenger RNA. Lineage: Eukaryota; Metazoa; Nematoda; Chromadorea; Rhabditida; Rhabditidae. The record is from the annotation of a GenBank genome assembly.
AUGAAGGAACUCCCCUAUUCCGAAGAAGGUGGUUCAAUAGGAGAAACGUACAACGGAAAUGGUUAUUACACUCUGCUUCACUAUCGAAAAGAGAAAGUUUCAGAACAAUCCGGUGGAAAAGAAGCAUUUCGUAGUCAACAGUCGCUUGGACUGAUAACGCAGAAGUUCAUGAACUUGCGACAAAAAAAUGAGGUAAAUUGUCUCGUUUGAAAUAGAAUUUGCUUCAAUUACAUUGCAAAAUCUUCUAAUUAGAUUGCGAUCACUGCAAUUUUUCUAAUUAGAUUGCAAACUCUUCUAAUUAGAUUGCAAUCGAGUUUCCAGAGAUAGGCAUAUAUCCAGUGUCUCACGGCACGUGAAAUUUUAAACUGACCCAAACUAUGUUAGUUGGAUACAUAUUAGUAAUAUAAAUGAAUUUUAAUUUGAAUUAGUACUAGCAGGGGCAGUAAUGUAAGAACCAAAGCUGCAUGAAAGUAAUUUUUCCGAAAAAACGCAAAAUACGUUUUUUUUUUCUUGGAAAACGGAAAACAACUGUAUCUGUCCGUUUUAGUUUAUAAUAUGUAUCAGAGCUCCACGGUCUCCAGAGCUGACAAUAUGGGCGUGGCCUCGGCCAAAUGGCGUUUUCAUGAAUUGAGCAGGUUUUCUCUGACUUUUGUGGUCAAAGGCGAUGAAAAGUGAUUGUUCGACAUGAAAACACACUAAUUCUCAGAAUUAAUGACGUUUUGGCGCAUUUUUCGCGGCUUUUGCUUUUUCGCCUUCGUCGCCGAACGCCGCCUAAAAACCGCACUUCUGAUUUUGCGCUUUCUUGACCGUUUUCAGACAGAAUUGGUUUUGAGAAUGAUAAAUCACGUAAAUACAAGCAUUUUGAGCGCUCGAACCGCGAAAACUAUCGAAAAGCAACUGAAAUUCACGCAGUUUUAGCCAAAAACCUUCAAACGGAUAAAUGUGAUUUGCGACUUGACCAAAUUUUACGCUCUUGCGCUUAAAAAAUUCGUAAUAGCCUAUACAAUCGGUCUAUCGAGAGACAAAUGAGAAAUUAUCGGUUUUUCGUGGCUAAUCUGGCAAAAAACACAAAUUUUGCUGUUAAAAUUUGAAUUUCGCUCUAUUGGGCGGGGCGCACUUGCGCCCAUUGUAAGCUCUGGAGACCGUGCGGAGUGACAUCGUUUGGAUUAGUUGAAAUUUUCAUGUGCCGCGGUUUUUCUUUGCUAAUAUUUUGGGAUCAUGACAAAUGUCCUAAAAAUCUAAUUUUUCAGGUAAUGAACUUGAACGACGUUGUCAAAGAGCUGGGGAUUUCGAAACGGCGUGUAUACGACGUUAUUAAUGUUCUGGAAGGACUAGGAUAUGUAGAAAAGGUUGAGAAGAAUAACAUUAAAUGGAUGUAAGUCGGCAAGAAUAUUAUACUCAAUUUACCGCUCUUGCCCGCUCGGUGUUUGCAGACUCAAGCUUAAUUUCAGAACAUUUCGGUUUGAGUCUGCAAACACUGAGGGGCAAUAGCGAUGAAUUGAGUUUAUUUCCCAAUGUGACCAGAUCGGUCCUAAGUUUUUUUUUUCAAAAAAGUAGUUCAAGGAAGAUUCAGUUCAAGCUUGCCGCAUACUAUUAAUGUGUGUCGUGGCUUCUGCAAUACAAAAUUAGGUGGUACAAGGAAUGAGGAUUUGCUAUUAUAGGGGCACCGCACAGAAAAGGCGCUCUGUUGAGAAACUCUUUUUGCAGUGCAAAUUUUGCGACCUCGGGGCCGAGUUUGAAAAGUUAGGCCAGUGGAAAAUGACUUCGCGGCCUAGAAAUUCUGCCAGAUUGCGAACAGCGCGCCCUUUCUGUCCGGUGCCCCCAUUUUUCACGCAAAUUUCGGCCGACUUUGGACAGAAAAAUCUGCGGUUUUUACGGUUUUUCCGAGACAUUGAACGCGGCAUAACGCGUGACCGUAGAGCGCGCUUGCAUUAUCAAUCGAAAAAUUUCUUGAUGAAAACAAAAGAAGUUGUCGGCGACAUGGUUAACACAAAAAAUUGAAUUUCAAAAAAUCAGAACAAGCAAAGUCAAAAAUUAGAAACAUUUUUCUGCAAUUAGCUAAUCAAAAAAUUCGUGCGUAUUGAAGAGAGCCCGUUUUCUCGAAACGUGUGGGUUUAAAAAAUGUCAAGGGGCAGGUACAACCCAGCUUUCUCAACCAUUUUGAUACUUUUUGUUAAUACAUGAUUAGAUUUAACUAUUGGACACAAGAAAUCUGUAAAAUAAAAGCGGUUUGACUAAAUGAGAUCAAGUAAACUACAAAAGAAAAACGUUUCGGUCACUUAAAAAAUCAGAAAAUGUUUUUUCGAAAAAUAUGAGACCUACAAGUUUUAGACAUCGGGAAGGACUACAAUUUGCGAUUUUGACCAAGAAAAAAUAUGCACUUUGAACGGAGAUACGUACAUUUCAAGUUUUCAGUUGUAAAAGUAGUGGUUUUUUAUGUUUUCACGAAAAAUCGAGAGCUAGACAGAAAUUCUCAAAAAACAAACGCCUACAAGCGAUUCCAAAUUUCAUAAGCUUUCUUUUGCGACCUCUAACGAGCAGAUUGGUUGAAAUUGAAGCGAGAAACGUAGAUUUGAAGUAGACCGACUCGAGCUAAGCUUACGGUAGAUCAGAUUCUUACAGGCUUACCGACGGCAGCAACGUUCAUUCUCACUCGACUAUCAUUUAACUUGUAAUUUUAGUCUUUAUGACUUUUCUGACAUAUAUUUCAAAGAACUGGUGUAUUCUGACUCUUCCGUCUAGUAGAAGACGUUGUGAAUAUAGCAUCAUAAUUCCGUACUCCAGAAUUGCGAAAUUUCCGGAUUUUUGAUUGCUGUUUGUUUUAAAGACGCAUAUAGAAUACUUUGAUGUUGAAAUAAGUCGAAAAUCGUUUUUCGUUCUCCGACAGCACGCUUCUAAAGAAGCCGACGGAAGACUGUAGUUAUAUUCCCGAAUAUAUUCCCGUCGACGUAUUAUGGGGCUAUUCAGCGUAUGUUUUUUUUCCCGUUUUUUUCGUUUUUUUACACCGCUGAAUUGGGUUUUUUGACGUAAAAAAAACGGAAAAAAAUCAUUUUUUUCACAGAAAAUUGAAAUUGAGCGACCUUGGGGCCGAGUUUGAAAAGUUAGGCCACGUUUUCAGUGGAAAAUUACUUCGCGGCCUAGAAAUUCUGCCAGAUUGCGAACAGCGCGCCCUUUCUGUCCGGUGCCCCUAUAAUACAGUCCGUUUCAUAAGUAUAGGGCCACCCCUAAAAUUGAAUAUAUCGUCUUUCCCGAACAAAAUAAAUGUUGCAACUGCAAGCGUUUCAUAAGUAUAGCCUACGGCCACCCCUGAAAACACUCUGGAAGCCUCUUAAACUGAUAAACAUGAUCUUGAAUGGGGUUCUUUGCACCUUUAGGAUGUCCAAACAGCCUUUUUGAAAUCAUGUGCAAUGACCCCGGGGCCACUCUCCCAGGUUUAGCCUCAUGUUCUGUGUGGAGCUCGGGAGUGGAGCCGGGGGACUCCGAUGAUCUCAAUUGAGUCAAAUCUUGUUUGAAACAAGUUUUGUGAGCAUUUUCAAGUCAAUUUUUUUGAAGCAUGUCGAAUCUCUAGCACGUGAUAUCAGAUUUUUGGCCAAAAUGAAGCCAGGCCCAACAAGGAUCCGACUGGCUUGAGCGUCAAACUCCAGGCUGACAUUGCACACUUAUGGAACUUCAUAAGGAAGGUUUGAAGCAUGACAUGUUUGACAUUUUUCAGUACAUUUCUGUUGAUUUUCUUCACUUAAACAAUCGGGAGCUCAUAACUCUGUUGAAAGUGAUCCGAUUGACACCAAACUCAAACAUGUCAUGCUUCAAACCUUCCUUAUGAAGUUCCAUAAGUGUGCAAUGCCAGCCUGGAGUUUGACGCUCAAGCCAGUCUGAUCCUUGUUGGGCCUGGUUUCAUUUUGGCCAAAAAUCUGAUAUCACGUGCUAGAGAUUCGACAUGCUUCAACAAAAUUGACUUGAAAAUGCUCACAAAACUUGUUUCAAACAAGAUUUGACUCAAUUAAGAUCAUCGGAGUCCCCCGGCUCCACUCCCGAGCUCCACACAGAACAUGAGGUCCUGUCUUUGUAUUUUGUUCGGGAAUCACAAUAUAUUCAAUUUUAGGGGUGGCCCUAUACUUAUGAAACGGACUGUAGAUUAGAAACGAUUUGCCUGAGUAUGUAGCAGUUCUGAUUCGUGCGCGUUAUGGUACGGGCGCAGUUCUGAUUCGGGCAGUUCUCAAUCCUUGUACCAACUAAAAUUCUCCCAAGAAUAUGAAAGUCCACAUUUUUGAAGGUCAAAAAAGUAUCGAUCAUUUUCUAAUUGAAUUGCAAUUCAUUUAUCGGAGCUUGGAAAUGCCGUGCUUCCAUCAAUGUGAAAUUUACAGAGGAGAUAGGAAUAAAGAUGAUCUGCAAGAUCAGUUAGAAGCUGGCGUCGAAAACUUGCGUCAACAAGAGAGAAUUGUGGAGCAUAUGCUUCGGGACGCGCAAUCGUUGAUUAGACUAAAUAUCGACGAUCCUAUAAAUCGGCCAUAUAGGUAUUGUAUUUUUUUUUAGAAGGGUGUACUCCCGCUCUUGUUCUCUUGGUGCUUGCGGGCUCAAGCUAGAUUGUUUAAGGAUACAAUCAAAUUAUUCCUCUUAUAUGAGCAAGAGCACUAAGCGUCCCAAAAGGCCACGCCCACUUUUCGGUUCGGUUGUUGAAUGAGUGGUGAUCGAACUUCAGAGAUAAAAUGAGAGUAAGGUUUUUAACUUCACGUCUCUUUUUUUUUAAAUCGCCGGGCCUGGACUAGAAUAUAGUCUAGAAAAAACGGCAUUUAAUUCCGAGGGUACAACAAUUUUGGGGCACAACAGGGUACAACCUAUUUUGGGGUACAACUUUUUUAAUUUUGGGGUACAACUUCCCCGAUUUUAGGGAACAAUUUCUGUCAAGUAUUUUAGGGUACAAUAAUUUUAGGGUACAACACUUUUAGGGCACAACUAGCACAUAAUUUCAGGGCACAACUUCUUACAAUUUUGGGGCACAACAACAUGAUUUUAGGGUACAACACUUUUUUUCUCAUUUUUUUGUAUUUUCUUGCAUUUUACUACAAACCCAUAUUCUUUUUAUAUCAAUAUUUCGCUGAUUUUUUUAUUUCAAUGACUCAUCUCUUGUAAGAGAACCAGUCUUUCGACUCGUGCUUUCUGCGGCAGUUCACACAUUUUGUUUUCAUCAAAUCGUGAGGUUAUUCAAAACCUUUUAUUGCAAAAAAGCAUAUGACAGUAACAAGUUGAGCACAAAUGAACGGAUCUGAAAUAAAGAGUAGUUAAUCUAGUCUAUUGUCUAUUGUUUUCUUGCAGUAGAGGUUUUAGUGCACCACAAAAUAUGCUCCCAAGGGAAGCCUUGAUCCUAUUCUCAUAAACCCGCCUUAUUAAUAGAGCUAUUUAAAACCUAGAUUAACUACUCUUUAUUUCAGAUCCGUUCAUUUGUGCUCAACUUUAAUAAUAACUCAUUUAUUCUCUUCAGCCACCUAGGAAUAAAAUUACAACAAAAAAGAAAGAAGAGAAAAAAAAGAGGGGGAAUGUGGGUGGGGGAAGGAACAAUGGCUUGACAUGACCAUUGGCCGGCAGUAGCCAGAGGUCAGUUAGAAUACAAAAAGCUAGGGGGGAUCUUCUCGAUGCGCGCUGCGAAGGCCUCAGAGGACAGUCUUUCGGGAAACAACUUGGCCACUCGGUUCCAAAGGGCAAGAUAAGGCAAGAUAUAACUUGUUACUGUCAUAUGCUUUUUUGCUUUGAAUAACCUCACGAUUUGAUGAAAACAAAAUGUGUGAACUGCCGCAGAAAGCACGAGUCGAAAGACUGGUUCUCUUACAAGAGAUGAGUCAUUGAAAUAAAAAAAUCAGCGAAAUAUUGCUAUAAAAAGAAUAUGGGUUUGUAGUAAAAUGCAAGAAAAUACAAAAAAAUGAGAAAAAAAAGUGUUGUACCCUAAAAUCAUGUUGUUGUGCCCCAAAAUUGUAAGAAGUUGUGCCCUGAAAUUAUGUGCUAGUUGUGCCCUAAAAGUGUUGUACCCUAAAAUUAUUGUACCCUAAAAUACUUGACAGAAAUUAUUCCCUAAAAUCGGGGAAGUUGUACCCCAAAAUUAAAAAAGUUGUACCCCAAAAUAGGUUGUACCCUGUUGUGCCCCAAAAUUGUUGUACCCUCGGAAUUAAAUGCCAGAAAAAACAAGCAAUGUGCGGGGCGAGGCCGGGGACGUGGAGUUCUCUCUAGUCCCGUAAAAAAAACGCCUUGCGUUUGCGAAAAACUUUCGAAAUUUGCCGUAGAAGGAAAAAGGGGUCUCUUGGGACGUGCACCACUCAGGUAAAUCGUUUGUAAUCUAGCUAGCUAAUUCACGUUUCUAACCGGACCUAAUUAGAUUGCUAAUUUACUGCGAUUAGAUUGCAAACUCUUCUAACUGGACUGAUACAUUUUCUAAUUUUUUUUUGGCAAAGCUAAUUAGAUUGCAAAAACACUGAUAUUAGAUUCAAAAUUUAUCUAAUUAGAUUAAAAUUUCGGGCAAACCUAGCUAAAUUAUGUUUAGAUUGCAAAAUCAGCUAGCUAGAUUCAGAAAUCGGUAGCAAUCUAACUAGGUCCGGUUAGAAACGAGAAUUAGCUAGUUAGAUUAGAAACGAUUUGCCUGAGCAGUCGCUGAUAGCAGUUUUGAGUACGCAAGCGUUGAAGUAAUCUAAUUAAUGGAAUGACAUUACGUUUUAGUUAUAUUCAAAAAAUCAAUCUUCGCGAAACAUCUGCCUCUAUUACGAAAUCAAUUGUUUUGAAGUCAGAUAUGGAUAGAAACAACAGCUUUGAAGUGAGUUUUAACUCUGGGAACUCGAUCGCAAUCUAAUUAGAAAACUGUGCAAUCUAAUACGAACUCGUUUCUCUGGCAUUGCGUUAUUAAUCUAAUCGUAGUGUACUCGAGUUCUACGGCGGCCUAAUAAGAUUGAUAUGACACCUAAUUAGAUUAAUAAAUUGUCUAGCUAGAUUAAUAAAUCUUCUAAUUAGAUUGAUAUGUGCUCAAAUCAAGUUUCACGCCAACCGUCUGCUGGCUCAAAUCACGAUUGCGCCAAGAAAAAACAGUCCAAUCUAAUUAGGUCGCGUUUAGAUCAGUAACUUUCUAAUUAGAUUAAUAUCGAAUUGCCAGAGUUUGAAAUAGAAUUUGCUUCAAUUAGAUUGCAAAAUCUUCUAAUUAGAUUGCAAUCACUGCAAUUUUUCUAAUUAGUUUGCAUUUUUUUUCUUAUUAGAUUGCAAUUCAGGAAAAAUAUAUUGUAAUCUAAUACGAUUUUACUGGAACUUCAAUUAAAUCUGAUUAGAUUGCGAAAUAGAGCUUUUUCUUAUUAGAUUGCAAACUCUUCUAAUUAGAUUGCAAUCGAGUUUCCAGAGCUUGUAUGAUCACGCGUCAUUAUACCAUUUGGAAGGCGGGGAGCUGACAAUAUGGGCGUGGCCUCGGCCAAAUGGCGUUUUCAUGAAUUGAGCAGGUUCUCUUCCGAUUUUUGUCGUCAAAGGCGAUGAAAAAUGAUUGUUCGACAUGAAAACACACUAAUUCUCAGAAUUAAUGGCAUUUUGGCGCAUUUUUCGCAUUUUUCGCGGAUUUCGCAUUUUGAGCGCUCGAACCGCUAAAACUACCGAAAAGCAACUGAAAUUCACGCAGUUUUAGCCAAAAACAUUCAAACGGAUAAAUGUGAUUUGCGAAUUGACCAAAUUUAACGCUCUUGCGCUUUAAAAAAAAAUUCAUAAUAGCCUAUACAAUCGGUCUAUCGAGAGACAAAUGAGAAAUUAUCGGUUUUUCGUGGCUAAUCUGGCAAAAAACACAAAUUUUGCUGUUAAAAUUUGAAUUUCGCGCCAAUGUAUCGCUCUAUUGGGCGGGGCGCACUUGUGCCCAUUGUCAGCUCUGGAGACCGUGGGUCCGUGGAUCAGACCUCGAAAAUCCUCAAAGGGCAUUGCUUAUCCUUCCUGAACAUAAUUAAAUUUUCCACAGACCCCUCAACGUGAAUUCUGUUACAGAUACAAGUGACCGAUCCCAGUUCUAGCAAUAAGUACGAUAUGAUAAUAAGAAACAUAAAUGGCGUGAAAUCACAUGCGUUGUUAUUAACACAUGACGGUGAUGAUGAAGCUUCUUCUGAAAAUCCAAUGGUUGUGAUAGAUAGACAAGAAGACGUCACUCUUGCCUUUUUACCAACCAAUUCAAUGCCGCUUAGUGUUCUCAGAGAAAAGGACGAUCUAUCGGAUACUGAUGACCUCGGUAUGUAUUAUAAGCCGAGGCAAUGUUCGGAAGCGGCUUCGCCUGUUUUUUGAUUAUCUCAUACGUUUGAUAAUUAAUGUUUAUUUCUUAUUUUCUCCGUAACACUGACAUUUGCGAACAUUCGACAAAAUCGAAAAAAAAUUACGUGCUAAAAAUAGUUUCAGAUCGAACAUUGAAACAUGAUAUUUCAAAUUGUCUUUAUUUUCAGAAACGUUCGUGAUACCGACAACGACGUCGGGAGAAAUCGGCUCGACAUUCACUAUUGAGACACCGGGGAGAGGUCUUUUAUUCAGCCCAUUCAAGUCACUAAUUGACCCAACGUGCAUUCUUCCUACGUAUUCUGAAAAUCAAGACUAUAUUUGUAUCAAUGCAUUGAAAGAACAGGAAGCUCCGUCCUCGCACGAUAUAACAAGCGUAGUAGAAAUUUUCACGGACUAG